AUGGACGUGGACAUACCAGAAAGCUCAACGGAGAGAACAGGUGAGGAGGAAGACUACUUGGAACGAAGCACCAACAAGGUAAAAGAUGGAACAACCACAGUGGGCCGGGAAAUGGGGGUUUUCAAGAGGCAGUGGCCAACAGAAAAAUGGCAUCCUAUAGAUAUUCAGUGCUCACCCAUCCCACAGGAUAGAUUACAACGAGGAGGAGGAGGAGGAUACGCCAGCAAGGGGGGAGAUUAUGUGAAGGCUCUACACGAAGGUCCAUUAUUCAUUAUCAGGCAGUUUCUCUCAGUGCUUAAAUGGGACGCUGAAUUUAAAUUGUCCCAAGCAACGGUUACCACUACAGUGGUAUGGGGGAGAGGAUUACCAAACAAAGGAGUACAGGGAGCAUCGGAUAAGAGUAAUGUAAUUGUACGGCUGGCGAACCUUACGUCGGAGAAGAGAACACUGAUGGCUGAUGGUAGCCAUGAGAAGCAAGGCAGUAAAAGAAGGAUGCCACUUGGACCAAUUGGGACAAGACAACUGGCAAACCAAAAGGUCAAGGUGGUUAACUCAAUUGGCAAAGAAAAUGUAGGACCAAUCAAUAAUGAGAAGAAAAAUAGUCAGUCACGCCAAAUGGCGGUUUAUCAGACAAAACAGAUACAAAAUAUCUGUCUCUCCUCGGUAGAAGAGCAGUUCGUGAGAACCAACGGAAGACACGACUUGCGAGGGAGAAAAAGAAUGGUAAAACAGAGGUGGCCAAAGUACUGGUUGGGAUGGAGCAAAAUAAGAAAAUUGAGGAACUAG
Molecule: messenger RNA, 786 nt
Organism: Ilex paraguariensis (yerba mate)
Lineage: Eukaryota; Viridiplantae; Streptophyta; Magnoliopsida; Aquifoliales; Aquifoliaceae
Source: the annotation of a GenBank genome assembly